Messenger RNA from Closterium sp. NIES-65, 1740 nucleotides. The record is from the annotation of a GenBank genome assembly. Lineage: Eukaryota; Viridiplantae; Streptophyta; Zygnematophyceae; Desmidiales; Closteriaceae.
AUGCAGCGUUCCGCGUGGCCCUGGUGUGUGGGGGCAACGGCCGCGGUAGCAUCAGCCUGGCGCUCGGCGCGUGUGGCAGUAGCGCGUGUGGCAGUAGCGCGUGUGGCAGUAGCGCGUGUGGCAGUAGCGCGUGUGGCAGUAGCGCGUGUGGCAGUAACGCGUGUGGCAGUAGCGCGUGUGGCAGUAGCGCGUGUGGCAGUAGCGCGUGUGGCAGUAGCGCGUGUGGCAGUAGCGCGUGUGGCAGUAGCGCGUGUGGCAGUAGCGCGUGUGGCAGUAGCGCGUGUGGCAGUAGCGCGUCACGUGUGGCAGCAGUGCAUGUGUGGCAUACAAGCUGACAGUCACCACGCCCAAGGACAUGCCGCCCUCAACAUCACACUCACGCUCUCCCCAUUCCCCUUCACCCCCAUCCCCAUGUGCAGCACGUGUGGCAGCAGUGCGUGCGUGGCAUACAAGCUGACAGCCACAACACCCAAGGACACGCCACCCUCGCAGCUGUCCCUGCUCGCGCCCGCCAACAGCAGUGCCACCAGCGGGGGCGGUGCAGCACCCCCUUGCGCACAGGGCACGUGCCCGUUCCCCAUCCUCCCAGACGCCAUCACCUGGAGGAAGCCUGCUGCCGCCACCCCCACUCUCUGGGAAGCCAGCGCACCUCCCUCCUCCCCUUCCCCUCCUCCUCCUUCCCCUCCUCCUCCCACUCCUCCCUCUCCUCCUCCUCCCUCUCCUCCCCCUCCCUCUCCUCCCCCUCCCUCUCCUCCCCCUCUCUCUCCUCCUCCCCCCUCUCCUCCAUCUCCCUCCCCUCCCCUCGAACCCUCAGUCUCCCCGCUCCUGUCCCCCCCACUCGCCUCGCCUCCUGACGCCCCUGCUUCCCCUCCCCCUGACCCCCUUGUCUCCCCUCCUCCUGACUCCCCCUCCGGGAAUGGCAUCUCCUCCCCCCCUGACCCCCCUUCUUCCCCUCCUCCUGACUCCAGUGGUGCAGCACUAGCGUCCCUUCGCACUGGGGGGGAGAACGGAGGCUGUGUGGGGGGAGGGGCGAGUGGGGGUGGGGGAACUGGGUCAGGUGGGAGUGUGGCACAAUCCUGGCCGUUGAUCGCGAUGGAGUAUGACGAGAUGUCGAGCAGUCCAGGUGGCGCGCAGGGAUUGGCCGUUGGGGAUUUUGCAGGGAGCACGAUUGCUGCCUUUGGUACGCGCUGCUCUCUCCUCUCCUCCACUCAUCUCUUCUCUCGUCUGCUCUCCUUCUUUCACUCUCCAGCACCUUCCUGUGUCGUCCUGCACUCUCUUGUGCUCCCGUGCCUUUCCUUGCACCGUGCAUCAGCCCCGUUGCCAGCAGUGACGUCCCCCCAAUUCGCCAUCAACCUCACCGACCCCAUGCCGGGCGGCGCUCACAUCAGGGUCGACAGCCUGUACGUCUCUCGUCCGCUCGUUCUCCCUCUCCCUCCCUGCUCUACUCUCUCGUUCUCCCUCUCCCUCCCUGCUCUACUCUCUCGUUCUCCCUCUCCCUCCGUGCUCUACUCUCUCGUUCUCCCUCUCCCUCCCUGCUCUACUCUCUCGUUCUCCCUCUCCCUCCCUGCUCUACUCUCUCGUUCUCCCUCUCCCUCCCUCCUCUACUCGCUCGUUCCGAGUGGAACACGCAUGCCUCAAUCCACGGCCAGCUUCUACCGCAUCUCCUAUACAAUCAUCCUUGUUGCACCAGAUAACGACCCUCAGUCUGCUGCCCUCCUGCACUCCGUGAGAUACCGAUAG